GUCGACCCACUGAUUGACGUAUAGAAGUAAAUUCUAUUCGAAGUUCGAAGUCUGUUGUAUUUUCUCUUUUCUUGGCGAAAAUACACUGAAAAGAUGGUUAAAAUAGCUCUCCAAAUCAAAGCAACCUUAGAAUGCAUCGAAAAGCUAUAUACGAAUCAUCCAUACUAUCAAUGGUUCUUAAAACUGAAGUGUGGAAGUUGCGGCGAAGUGACUGAGAAGUUCCACGACCUUACAGAAGCUGAGAAAAUAGCGCAAAAGCAUAACAGAUCAGAAACUAACUUGUUGAUAAAAUGCAAACUAUGUUCCAGAGAGAAUAGCAUAGAUGUUAUUGAAGGCAGCAAUGGUCAGCUAACAAGCCAAGACGAGGGCAAAUUUAAAACUAUAGUCACAUUUGACUGUCGGGGUGUAGAACCUGUGGACUUCCAACCCAAGUCUGGAUGGGUGGCAGUAGCAGAAGAUGAUGGUAAAACAUUUGAAGAUGUGGACUUAUCAGAAAAAGAAUGGGUGGAUUAUGAUGAGAAAAACCAAACUUCAGUUGGCGUUUAUGAACUAGAAUGGCAGUUUGUGAAAGUCAAAUAAAUUAUGAAUAAUU
Molecule: messenger RNA, 592 nt
Organism: Spodoptera exigua (beet armyworm)
Lineage: Eukaryota; Metazoa; Arthropoda; Insecta; Lepidoptera; Noctuidae
Source: the annotation of a GenBank genome assembly